This is a messenger RNA of Ricinus communis (castor bean), 1309 nucleotides long. RefSeq names its product CBS domain-containing protein CBSX1, chloroplastic. The record is from RefSeq and is a predicted model, not a curated record. The transcript has 8 exons. The coding region runs from base 243 to 932 and encodes 229 amino acids. Lineage: Eukaryota; Viridiplantae; Streptophyta; Magnoliopsida; Malpighiales; Euphorbiaceae.
UCACCAACCAUUUGUCAUUUUGCAAUACUUUUGCUUCUUUUUUUUUCCCACUUUCUCUGCUUCCCACAUUAGCUCCUCCUUUCAUGGACAACAGAGGAAGAAGCAGAAACAGCAUCUUUAUAUGAACCUUCCUCUUCCUCUGUUAAACUUAUCCCUAACCCACUUCUACACUUAUUCCCAUUCGUACUUUUCAAUCUCCAUUGCAAUUCUUUAACACCCACGAAAACUUCUGCUUCAGCUUCAUGGCUUAUUAUUCCAUUUCUUUAUUAAUGCCUCACUCUUUCUUUAAUUAUCACCACCCGCCACCAUCUUUAUUUCCUCUUCUUUCUUCAACUUCUGCUUCCAAACGACACCCUUCUUGCUUCUCUCGACGUUCAGCUUUACGCAGUCGGACAUCUGCUAUUAACUUCUCAACCUUAACCAAUAACGGCCUGCCGAGAAAUGGGAUGUACACGGUUGGUGAUUUUAUGACAAGAAAGGAGGAUUUAUAUGUGGUGAAAACUAUGACAACUGUUGAUGAAGCAUUAGGGGCUAUGGUGGAGAAGAAAAUAUCUGGUUUUCCUGUUGUUGAUGAUAAUUGGAAAUUGGUUGGUGUUGUUUCAGAUUAUGACUUACUAGCACUCAACUCCAUAUCAGGUGGAAAUCAGAGUGGCACAAACUUGUUUCCUGACACUGAUAGUUCUUGGAAAACAUUCAAUGAAAUGCAGAAACUACUUACUAAGAACAACGGCAAAGUUGUCGGUGAUUUGAUGACACCUGCCCCACUGGUUGUCAAUGAAACCACCAAUCUAGAGGAUGCUGCCAGGUUGUUACUCGACACCAAAUAUCAUCGACUUCCAGUGGUAGACGGCGAUGGCAAGCUGGUUGGAAUGAUUGCACGAGAAAAUGUUGUUCGAGCUGCCCUGCAGAUAAAACGUGCCAGUCAAAACUGAAAGGUUAAGAUGAAAUCUUACAUCAUCUUAAACUUUCAGCUUUUUGGAUCAUGCGAAGUUAUUGUUUCGAUUCUUCACUUCGUUCUGGAGCUUUCUGCAGUUUGCUAACAUUCAGGGCAGAAGUGAAGUGACCAGUGAAAAGGUUCUGCAUUAAGGGCCUCUCCGAAAUGCAUCAUUCUUCUACCAAUAUAUAUACAUAUACAGAUUGGGUAUUGCUUGGAACAGCUUGUUUAGGAUCAGAUUUAACUCGGCAGUAGUUUUAUGCCAAGUUUGUGUAUUAUAAACAGCAUUCUUGUUGCUACCACCGAUUAAAGCUUCAGAUGGGUAUAUAGAUAUUCAUGUCGUUGACCUGCCAGUUAUGAAUACAUCUUUGGAUA